AUGGUUCUCCCAAACGACAUCGAUUUGCUCAACCCGCCGGCGGAGCUUGAGAAGAGGAAGCACAAGCUCAAGCGCCUUGUUCAGUCUCCAAACUCGUUUUUUAUGGAUGUCAAAUGUCAGGGCUGCUUUAACAUAACAACUGUUUUCAGCCACUCGCAGACUGUUGUUGUUUGCGGGAACUGCCAGACAGUGCUUUGCCAACCUACUGGAGGGCGUGCUAGGCUUACCGAGGGGUGCUCUUUCAGAAAGAAGGGUGAUUGA
Molecule: messenger RNA, 261 nt
Organism: Striga hermonthica
Lineage: Eukaryota; Viridiplantae; Streptophyta; Magnoliopsida; Lamiales; Orobanchaceae
Source: the annotation of a GenBank genome assembly